Cucumis sativus (cucumber) is the source of this 1948-nucleotide messenger RNA. Its product is annotated as IST1-like protein. Gene Ontology annotation, biological process: protein transport. Bases 301 to 1914 code for a protein of 537 amino acids. NCBI's taxonomy places the organism in Eukaryota, Viridiplantae, Streptophyta, Magnoliopsida, Cucurbitales, Cucurbitaceae. The transcript has 7 exons. The record is from RefSeq and is a predicted model, not a curated record.
AAGAAAAAAAAAACUCGUAAAGUUGAUGAUCGGUACACGGAAAGGAAGUCCUUUUUCAGUUGCUCUUUCUUCGCUCCGACUUCGUUUCCUAUUCAUUCUUCUUCAUUACUAUAUCUUCUUCAAUCAUCCUAAUUCAUUCAUUCAUUCUUCUUCUUAAUCUUCACGGUUCCAUUUCACAUCCUUUCUUCAAAGGAUUUUUGUUAGGAAAAAAGAGUUUCGGUGCGUAAUUGUCCCGCCAGCUUAACCUUUGUUGUUUGUUCCCACCGCGUUGAGAUCUGGUUUCUUUCGAUUCCUUCUACGAUGCUAAGCAAGAGCUUCAAGCCUGCGAAAUGUAAGACAUCGCUGAAGUUAGCGGUUUCGCGGAUUAAGCUUUUGAGGAAUAAGAAAGAUGUUCAUAUUAAGCAGCUUAAGGGAGAUUUGGCUAAGUUGCUUGAGGCUGGACAAGACCAGACUGCUAGAAUUCGGGUUGAACACUUUGUUAGAGAAGAGAAAUCGAAGGAAGCUUAUGAACUCAUUGAAAUAUUUUGUGAGCUAAUUGUGGCGCGCAUGCCAAUGAUUGAGUCCCAAAAAAAUUGUCCCAUAGAUUUGAAGGAAGCAGUCUCGAGUGUUAUAUUUGCAUCACCCAGAUGUGCAGAUAUUCCAGAGCUCUUGGAUGUUCGUAAACACUUUAAAUCAAAGUAUGGAAAAGAAUUUGUCUCGGCCGCAGUGGAGCUGCGCCCAGAAUGUGGAGUGAAUCGCAUGUUAGUCGAAAAACUAUCUGCUAAAGCACCGGAUGGGCAGACCAAACUUAAAAUCUUGACUGCAAUUGCUGAGGAGUAUAACAUCAAAUGGGACCCAAAAUCCUUUGGUGACAGCAUCAACCCUCCGGCUGAUUUGUUGAGUGGACCAAAUACUUUUGGGAAGGCUAGUCAAAUACAGAUGGAGUCUAUUAGUGGCCCAUCUUCAUUUGAUCACAAAGAAUCUUCUAGAAAACAUGUUCCAUUCAAACCUGAUGAAAGGCCUCAUGUACCCGAGAGAUCCCCUGAACACAGUUUGAGAUCAGAACAUCAGUCCAAACAAUCCAACUUUGCUCACGUUAAUGCCAAUCAAAGCAACAUCACUGGCCGUCAUAAUUCAGAAACAUCUUUUGAGGGGAUGCAUAGGCACUCAAAUUCUGGUGAACAAAAUAAUUACUCUUCAGGUAGGCAGCAGUGGAGUAUGGAUUUUAAGGAUGCUACCUCUGCUGCAAAGGCAGCGGCUGAAUCUGCAGAACUAGCAAGUCUAGCUGCCCGAGCUGCUGCAGAACUUUCCAGUCGUGGAAACAUCUCCCAACCAUCCUCUUCUGAGUUUCAGAAAUCUUCGUCUUAUAAUUUAAGGGCAGAAGGACCUCAAGGAUACCCUAGUGUCCAUUUACGUGAUCAACAGCUUCCUAAAGACCAAGUUGUCAGUGCACCUCGUAAAAGUUCUACGCCGGAUGAUAAUUGGAGAGACAAUGAGACAAGAACAUACAUGGGGGAUAAUUCCAAGAAUUAUAGUUAUCCAUCUUCAAGCGUUAGUAACAAUGAUGUCAACAUAUCUGUGACCAAUCUCAGUGCAGCAGAAAGAUCCUCUUUCAAGAAAUCAUCCGAACCUAGGUUUAGCGGUUCCCUUGGUAGUAGUGCAACUUUGGAGAAACAAACCAGAAAACAUGAUGCCAGCACGUCUGUAACCAGUUUCAAUGCUGCAGAUAGAUACUCUUUCAAGAAUUCAUUCGAACCUGGGGUCAGUGGCUCUCUUGAUAGUGGGGAUGAACAACCCAGAAAUUUUAGUUCCAACAUAUCUUCCACUAAUUUCAACGAAUCAGACACAUACUCGCUCAACAAGCCGUCUGAAUCUGGGUUUAGUGACUCUUUAGGUAGAACCAGUAUGGAGAAACAACCCGAAAUGUUGAUGUAGAAUAUGUUAGCGAUCAGCCAUUUAGUACGGGUUU